Molecule: messenger RNA, 5891 nt
Organism: Silurus meridionalis
Lineage: Eukaryota; Metazoa; Chordata; Actinopteri; Siluriformes; Siluridae
Gene: apba1a
Product: amyloid beta (A4) precursor protein-binding, family A, member 1a
Exons: 15
Coding region: 423-3146 (907 amino acids)
Biological process (GO): chemical synaptic transmission
Cellular component (GO): plasma membrane; cytoplasm; dendritic spine
Molecular function (GO): amyloid-beta binding; protein binding
Source: RefSeq, a predicted model, not a curated record
GUCACGCGGCUCCGCCUACCCAGCUCAUCAGUCGGUGCGCGAGGCAGGGACGGAGGAAGAUGGUGGAGCCGGGCGGGGCUCGUGCUCCGUUACACUGCUGAAAUAACACGCAGCCGAGCCCAGUGCAAACCAUGCGAGCAUCCAUGAGGGACGAUCCAUCAGAAUGCAGAAGAAUUAUCAGGAUGAAUCAGGCAGGUCUGUGUGAGUUAAAUGUGUGGCUGCGUCUGAUACAGCACUAACCUGGAUCAGAGAGACUAGCCCAUUCUGUCCUAAGAGAAAACUUCGCUUUCUUUCUGCCAGUGCCCUGUCUCUCCCCUGACAGCCUACGGGAUAGAUGAGCCUAGGAGGCUUUGUAUUGGUCUGUGCUGCACCUGGCCAGGGGGAGAUGAUUCAGUGAUUGUAGACCAUUACUUGUCCUAGCCAUGAGCCAUCAGGAGGCAUCGGUGGGCUAUGAGCCAGCUGAGGCAACCGAAACAGACCUAGGCCGCCGAGAGCAACCAUCCUCUCAGCGCAGACGCCACGAAAACUCGGGCCGCUCUCGUCAUCAUCACAGUGGUAACGGCAGCGAAAACAACCACUCUCAACCCGGUGCGCAGCGGCAACGGCAUCAUGAUGGAUCUGAAGGGACCGGGCGACCACGUUCGUCCCGCAGGAUGCCCGAAGAAGGCGACGUAGAACAGCAGCAAGUUCAGCGGCCCAUCCCACGGCCAGCAGUGAGCCGAUAUCGCAGGCAAGGUGACACAGAGGCACGACUGAGGGCCCAGCAACAGCGGCAGAGGCAGAGGGAGAGGGAAAGGCAACAGAGGGAGGCAGAAAGAGCCGAGCAGCAUCGUCUUGAGGAGGAAGAGGACAACCAUAGUGCCCUGGCACGCUCUGCAAGCACAGAGAGUGGAUUCCACAACCACACAGACCAGGCCGAGGGUGAUGCUGUAAUGGCGCUAGAGGCUGAACCUGAGGACGAGGGUAUGUAUGGUGUUGCACUACGUCCAGAGGCAGAAGAAUAUGCAGAGAGUGCAGAAUCUGAGCAACAGCCCCAGUACCCUCCCCAACCCCCUCCACUUCCUCACGAGCCCCUGCAAAACAUGGAGCGGCCAAUCAGACACGACGCUGAGGCACUCAACCCUGGUUACUCCAACUAUGUUUACACCCAGCCUAGGCCUGAAGAUCAGCCCUAUUCCGAGCCCUAUGCUGACUACGGAGUGCAGGAGCAUGUGUACGAGGAGAUCCCAGAAGCCCCUGAAGGAGACAUGCCUCAGCAGCGUCGUGCCGGACUGCGGCUCCUAGAGCGAGAUUCGUAUGGGCAACAGGAAGCUGUGGGCUCCAGACUCCACCACUACGAUGAGCGAUCGGACGGCGAGUCAGACAGCCCUGAAAAGGAAGCUGAAUUUGCGCCUUACCCACGUACCGACAGCUGUGAGCAGGAUGAGGAUGUUGAGCACAUCGUGGGUGAAGCAACGGAGAGCUCACAGAGUCUGGAACACCCUUCAGCAGUAAAGGGAACAGACAGACACAAAGAGAAAGAGCAGGCUAAAGAGGGGAAUCUUCAGGAGAUAGAGAAUGAGGAAGGGAAAACCGAGGAUGGCGGAGUCCCCAUGAGCAGCCCCUCUGAGGAGUCAGCUCAGGUGAGGAGCAAUCGGGAGAAGAGGGAAGCUAUCUCGCUGGCCAUCAAGGACAUCAAGGAGGCUAUUGAGGAGGUGAAGAGCAGGACGGUGCGCUCACCCUACACACCAGACGAGCCCAAAGAGCCCAUCUGGGUGAUGAGGCAAGACUUAAGCCCCAGUUUGGAGUCAGACCUGCAGCCACCACUAGGGGGAGAUUCUCCAGGCCCGGCCCCCACUUCUCCACAGGGGGCGGAGUCUUCCAAUAGCAAUCUGCUGCAGCAUGAGGGCAGCGAAAACUUUGAGGCCCCGUCUCCUGCUGGCAAAGAGUCAAGGAGGAGCAUUGCUUCAUUCCCGACAUAUGUGGAAGUUCCAGGCCCGUGCGACCCAGAGGACCUCAUCGAUGGCAUCAUUUUCGCCGCAAACUAUCUGGGCUCGACACAGCUGCUGUCAGACAAGACACCAUCAAAGAACGUGCGCAUGAUGCAGGCUCAGGAGGCGGUCAGUCGCAUUAAGACGGCUCAGAAAUUAGCCAAAAACAGGAAGAAGGCCCCUGAGGGUGAGACGCAGCCCAUGACAGAGGUGGAUCUCUUCAUUUCCACCCAAAGAAUCAAAGUGCUGAAUGCUGACUCUCAGGAGACCAUGAUGGACCAUCCAUUAAGGACCAUUUCGUACAUUGCUGACAUUGGAAACAUUGUGGUUUUGAUGGCCAGGAGAAGAAUGCCUCGCUCUGACUCUCAGGAGAACAUGGAAGCAUCCGAUCCAGCCCAAGAUGAAAAGCGCCAGUACAAGAUGAUCUGUCACGUGUUUGAGUCUGAAGAUGCACAACUCAUAGCACAGUCCAUUGGACAGGCCUUCAGUGUAGCAUAUCAGGAAUUCCUGCGAGCCAAUGGCAUCAAUCCUGAGGACCUGAGCCAGAAAGAGUACAGUGACCUCCUUAACACACAGGACAUGUACAACGAUGACCUCAUACACUUCUCUAAAUCAGAGAACUGUAAAGACGUUUACAUAGAGAAGCAGAAAGGAGAGAUCCUAGGAGUGGUGAUUGUAGAGUCAGGCUGGGGCUCCAUCCUGCCUACAGUCAUCAUUGCUAACAUGAUGCAUGCUGGGCCAGCAGAAAAAUCUGGAAGAUUGAAUAUUGGAGACCAGAUCAUGUCCAUCAAUGGCACCAGUCUGGUGGGACUUCCUCUCUCCACCUGCCAGAGCAUCAUCAAGGGGCUGAAGAACCAGUCCAGGAUCAAGCUGAAUAUUGUGAGAUGCCCACCAGUCACCACCGUGCUCAUCAGAAGACCAGACCUGAGAUAUCAGUUGGGGUUCAGUGUGCAGAAUGGCAUUAUUUGCAGCCUUAUGAGAGGAGGGAUAGCUGAGCGAGGUGGUGUGCGCGUUGGUCACCGCAUCAUUGAGAUCAAUGGCCAGAGCGUGGUUGCGACUCCUCAUGAGAAGAUUGUACACAUUCUAUCCAAUGCAGUUGGUGAGAUUCACAUGAAGACAAUGCCUGCUGCCAUGUACCGCCUGUUGACAGCCCAGGAGCAGCCAGUUUACAUCUAAAAGGAACAACGAAUACCCCUCAACCUCCUGACCUCACCUCGUCUCACUCCACCUCACCUCACCUCACCCUGAUCUCUAUCCUGUGGACUGAUGAUUAUGUGAAUCCAUGACCACUAUUUAUCCACAAUGAUUCACCUUCUUCCUACUGGCUGUCCACCUCCUGUCAGCACAAGGCUUUCAGCCUACUUCUCUACUUCGGCACCCGUGUUCUCGCCCAGGUAAAAAAAGCUGAACCAGGCACAGAAAGAAAGAGCUCCACGACACGGAAUUCUCCCAACAGAAAUUUACACUCUGUCUAUAUUAUUUCACACUGUUUGACCAUGCAGUAUGUACAAGCAGUGUGUUUGAAGUUAUUUGUGGAAAGCUCUCUCUUUCUCUCCCCCCCCCCACGUGAUUUAUUUGAACCUGGCAACCAUCAGACAUUCCAGCUUUAUUCUCUUCCACUCAAGUUCUAAACGAGCAGCUGUUAGCCAGGGUGUGGAGGAGCAGACUGAACAUUUCUGAAGGCCUGCAGGCUCUAAGUGUGCAUUUCUCAGAGUAAAUGCUAAUUAGAGUAAACAGAACCGUGUGCUCUGUCGUCUCACACACACAAAGGGGUUCUUGCCGUUUUCUUUUUGAUAGUCGGACACCCCUAUGUUAAGAAAUGAUCCAUUGAGAAUCUCAGUAUAGAUUUAUUUGACAAACUACUAAAAUAUUAAACCAAGUACAAUUGUCAUUCGAGUCUAGUUGACAGCAUCAAUUUGAUAAUAACGAGUUUCCACUUCUUUUGAUCGAAUGACACACCACUAAAUGAUAUAAUGCACAACAUGGACUAUUAAUGCCUUAAAUUAGUAAUGCGAGACACAAACACCUCAGAGCUGAUCACAUCUAGAUACAGCACAGACAAACACAAGCUCUUAUUCCAGGAUUUGUCUAUUGGUGGGACGUUAAGACCAAAUUAAGUCAGAAUUAGAAUUUAGUUACUUUGUUCAAAAAAAAUGUGAAAAUUAUAUACAAGUUUCAGAAUUGUGACCAAUUUUUAGUUUGUUUGCUCGUUUGAUUAAAUUUGCAACUGAAUCAUUUCCACUAUUUUCUAGUGUACAGAUCAUAUUGUUCUUUUUUUUUUUUGGCAAAUUUUUCUUAUCGAUUCUUUAUAUUUAAGGAUAAUUCUGUUGUACGGAUGUACUAAGUAUUUUAUUUUGGUUUGAAAAAAUAUUUAUACUUGAAACAUUAUUUGAAGAAAUACUGUAUGUGUGUAAAGGGUUAGAAGUGAUAUACUGGUCUGUCUUUGAAAAGUAUAAAUUUAGUUCUUUAGUUUAAAGUAAAAAUAACAAUUGAUGCUCUUGAUGAGACCAUAAUUCAAGAAUUCAGCUUUCAAGAUUCGGAAAUUUGCAUUGGAUAGUGGUUGGCCACGAGUUCUCCAAUGUUCCAUCCUCAUAAAUGUGAUAGACUAAGAGUUCUCCCCAGGGUAGGAGUCUCUCAGUUUUGCAGACUGAGCAUCUUUCACUGCCCUGGAUAGUCUCUAUUUAAUCACAGACGAUACAAUACAAAUGAUGCAGUGAAAUGACAUUGUAUCGGUAUAGUAUAUAUCAGUAUCGGUAUAUAGGUGCAUAUGUCCUCAACAGGAAGAUGAAGCAUUGUGAUGUCAGUGGUACCAUGGAUAGAAUCCGUCAUUCACGAUCACAAGCCACGAUAUUGCUGCAGCAAGUUCGUGUCAUAUACCCAAACGUGGCUCUUGUACACACGCAAACAAACACAACACACACACACACACACACACACACUGCUUUGCGUCUCAUCUCAAAAAAUCCCAGCCUUACGACUGCUGUCAUUUCCACAGACACACAAGCAGGACGGCGUCACGGUACUUUUCUUAAGCAUGGUCUUAAUCAUGUCUUUGGUAUGCGUUCAUGCUAGUAGUGGGUGUGAAAACGUGUGACGGCAAAAUUACUUCACUGUAAAACAAAACCAGCUACAUAACUGCAUAUAAAUAUAUAUUUAUAUACGCACAUUCAUUUCCGUAUACACAUCCAGUGAUCGUGUAUAUACAGUAUGUACCUUUUUUCCGAAUUUGCAAGGCAGGUGGCAAGAGGACUGGACUCGUGCGGUGCUCUCUUUAUCUCUACAAAAGGAUUUCCUUCUGCUUCUAGGACGUGUUGACAGCAAACCCAUUAAAACUGUCAACAUGUCCUGACAUAUGACAGCAUUGAGCUAGAGUGUGACGCACUUAACUGAGCUUCAGUUAACAUGGUCAAAGUCAAAUUGUACUGCAGAAACCAAUUCAACGAUUGAAAUAUAGAAGUCUAUAAUAGUGCAGUUCUGUUCAUACAAACAAGGCCACAUAUAUGCAAGCUUUAAUGAUGUUGGCUUUGGUUUUACACGCUGAAAUCAAAUCACAGAAUCACAGUAUGUGCUGCUUAUUGGUGAGACGCAGUCAGGACUAAAAUGUGACGUCCACACUCGUGUCUGUACUGCGAAAAUUAACACAGGGCCUGGUGUUGUUCUAAUUAGAAGAUAAAGACGAGAGUAGAUGGUGGGUUUGACUAGUGUUUCUUAUGCACUCGCUCUGAAUGUAUUUAAACUUAUAUCUAUGUUUGUCUAUAUAGUAAAGAAAUAGGAAGAAAAAAAUACUUUCUGUAAAGCAAUGGCAAUGUUUAUUUAUUUGCGAGCUUUUUCUGUGAUGAAUCAUUGAGCCACAUUCCUACGCCAUAGCAGGAAUGUUUGUAACAGUAUUUACGACAAUAAAUGACUUAAUGAGAAAAUAUA